This is a messenger RNA of Chenopodium quinoa (quinoa), 1545 nucleotides long. RefSeq lists its product as uncharacterized. The record is from RefSeq and is a predicted model, not a curated record. The transcript is spliced from 3 exons. The coding region runs from base 306 to 1181 and encodes 291 amino acids. NCBI's taxonomy places the organism in Eukaryota, Viridiplantae, Streptophyta, Magnoliopsida, Caryophyllales, Amaranthaceae.
UUGAUAUGUUUAAGGUGAAAAAAACACACAUUAAGUAUUAACUAAUCAACUAAUUACAACUAAUACUAGUAUAAGAAAUAAUUUGGGUAUAGGUUUUGGCCUAACAUUGUAGCUUUUAAUUUUUCCUUUUUAACAGCUUUUAACCCUAUUUUACCCUCAUUUUAUAAAAAAAAUUAUUUUAAAAUACCCUUUCUCUUUUUGCUUGAUCGCUCGCUUGGUGCCAAAAGGCUGAUGAACAGAACAAAUAGUGUGGUUUCCAUUGUCAAUUUCACAGUCACCCUUCGACACCCAAUUCGAAAUUCUAUAUGUCUAGCCCGGCCACACGAUCAGGGAGGCUGUCAUCUGCGCAGCAUGAACAGCCGGGAAGAGCAAAGUGGACAAUGUCCCUUACUAAGGUGCUAGUUGAUUUGAUGGUUGAUCAGAAUAAUCAGAGGAACAAUCAGAAGAUUUCGGUGGGCAAUAAGUGGAAGUAUAUGUGUGAUGAGUUUUACAGGAGAACUGGCUUGAGAUGGGAUAGAGAGCAGCUGAAGUAUCGGUGUUCCGUCUUGAAGAAGAUGUAUGCUACUGUGAAGUCACUUCUUGAUCAAGAGGGCUUCUGUUGGGAUGAAAAUACUGGUGCUAUUACGGCUAAAGAUGAAGCAUGGGAUCAGUACAUUAAGGAACAUCCUGAUGCUGAUACUUUGAGAGCUACUGGCUGUCCAAUCUAUAAGCAAUUAUACAUAUUAUUUUCCGAAUCUAUCAAAAAUGAAAAGAGUAAUGGAUUAGCUGAAAAAGGAGGUCUAGAUCCUGUGAGCAACGUCACAGAGGACUGCUCAGCAGAAUCAGAGGAAGUGGCUUGUGUGGCGAAUGAGAAAGAGAAGUCUCUAUGUGUUGAAACCCCUAACCCAAUCAACCGCAAGAGAGGACGGAAGGGGCUUGAGGAUGUUAUGGCUGAUGCUAUAUUCGAGAUGGCAGCUGCAGCAAGAAUGAGGGCAGAAGCAAUUCAGCAAUGCAGUCAGAGAUAUACCAUAUCCAAGUGCGUAAAUGCUUUGGAUGAGUUGGGUGAAAUUGAUGAACAAGUCUACUUCGGUGCUCUUGAUCUUUUUAAUAAUCCAGGAGCAAGGGAGAUGUUUUUGUCACUGAAAGCUGAUAAGCGACUGAUGUGGUUACAGGGUAAGUGCAAAGUACCCUCUAGUUCUUAGGGAUAAGCUAGCUAGCAGCCUUGCUGAUAUACAUACAGUCAAGUACUUAGCCAUGGCUUACACCGAACUAUGGUUAGUAUAUAGCCGAGAUUUACACAAAACUACAGCACAUAGGAAUAAUUCAACCAAUGGCUAGCAGUCUAGCACUUAGCACUUGCAUGCUUCGAGGUUCAUAUUUGACAUGAACAUGAAUAGAUUUUUUUUUUUUUUUUUUCCUUUUGAAGAACUAGAGUCAGCCCGAUACCAUUGAUAGGGUCUAUAUAGUGAAUAAAGUUCACGCGAUGAGAUAAAUGAGGUGGAUGAACGAGAAAGUGGUAUUCGUAGAAACUAUAGAUAAACAUUUUCUCCUCACAUGUAGGAGACU